AUGGGCAGAACCUUCACUUUUCGGGUACCACGCCGUACACCCAAACGACCCCAGGCGCUAGUCACCUCUGACAGAGCAUCCACACUUCCGUUGUUGUUUGAGAUACGCAAUGAUGUUGGACUGUCAGUUCCUGAGGCCCCAAGCCCAAAUGUGUACAGAGUGUUGGAAAAAUUUAAGAGACCACCAUCGCUGCUCCUCUAUAUCCCCGAAAAUCUCGAGCCAAACCCGUUUACCUACUACACCACAGAGAACGCUGCAGACCCAACCAUAGUUGCAUUCCCACGUCUUCUGGUGACCAAACUUCUAUCCUAUGCAUGGUGUGAGCUCGAGUUGUUUUACCGUAUCUACUCUGGGCUGCAGAAAAAGGAAGUCACUGUCCGUUUGGCCGAGGGCUCUGAAUAUCACGAUAGGCUUGAGAACGAAGAGCACGAGAGGGCCGAUAUGAGCUCAGCAGUUGAUCAAUUGACCCAGAUUGCAGCCAAACAUUCGCCUGAAGAGGCUAUGCACUUGGGCAGGAACCAAGGGCUGGCUGAAUGGGCCAAGUCCGUCACGGAACACAGCAUCAAGAGAGGGAUCUCAUUGGCACAGACUCGGCACGCUCGAGAAAUCGACGUGCAUUCCUUUAUUGAUUUUGAAACUAACAGACCCGUCGAACGGAUAGAAGAUUUGCAUAAAGGAGUGCUUGUCAGGGGUAUCGCCGAUAUAGUACAGUUUGAACGAAAGGGUCGUGGCGAAAGGAAAAAUGACACCCACACGGCCGAACUUCCAGAUGUGACUGCCGAGAUCGAUGAAAUAUCAUUGAUGGCGCCAAUAUGGGAUCUAAAUAAAGCCAUUUCUGAGCUCAAGGAGGAGGUUCAGAAGUCUCGUGAUGACUACUACAUCCAGGUGAGGGACGUUAAAACCAGAGGCGUGAAAUCUCUCCCCAAACAAGAGCUGCAGCUCAAAGCAGCAAAAGAUCAAUGCAUGUACUAUACUCGAUUCUUUCUCGGUUUCACCAAAGACAUUCGAUUCACUUAUGAGAGUUACCGAGAGAGCGCUAGAAGGCGUGAAAUUGACAUUGAUGCCGAAAUUGGCGAAGCUCACGCAGUCAUUCUCUUAUUAGAGAAGUUUGAGGCGCUAGCAAUGGACUAUGUUCGCCUAGCUCAAGGGCAACCUUUAGGAUUUACCUCCCACGACGAGAUCAUGAGCGAGAUCUACGAAGAUCGGGACGAGGGCAACAAGGACUAUGACCUCUCCAACUUUAUUUCAGAAAAAGACUUUAAAGAGAUCUUGGAGAACAUUUACGGUGACACCCUCGCCGUCAAAAGCAUUGACAUAUCCGUACUUUUCAAACCCUGGAAGUACCCGCUCACGCCUCGGUACUUCAUAGCUCGGGCAUCCCAAAUUCAUGACAUCUUCAAUGGUUACGAUGCAUCAACCGUGGCUGUGGAUUACCAUCACAGUAAACUGGGCACGGUCAUUGGCUCCAAGGUCUACCCCUACACCGUCAAGGCCAACAACGAGGCUUUAGAAGAAGCGGUGAACUUCUGGACUGGUAGGCGGCCGCCACGAGAGGCUGACCUGAGGUGGAAAUGCAACAACUGUGAGUUCAACAGCCAUUGUCCAGCCAUCAACAAGCCAUUCAAGGAGUCAAUCGGAGCGCUUAUCUACCACGAUCUACUAGACUGA
Molecule: messenger RNA, 1668 nt
Organism: Candidozyma duobushaemuli
Lineage: Eukaryota; Fungi; Ascomycota; Pichiomycetes; Serinales; Metschnikowiaceae
Gene: DEM1
Product: Dem1p
Exons: 1
Coding region: 1-1668 (555 amino acids)
Biological process (GO): interstrand cross-link repair
Cellular component (GO): mitochondrion; nucleus
Molecular function (GO): single-stranded DNA 5'-3' DNA exonuclease activity
Source: RefSeq, a predicted model, not a curated record